AGAAAAGGUGUUACAGCGACAGAGAAGAACAAGAGACCUCCCUCUGUUCUCGUUGUGUUGAGCUGUGUGUCUGUCAGCUAUCUAUUAUUAUUGUUGUCCUCUUCUUCUUCCUCCCCUUUCCUGCUCCUUGCCGAUGGGUGCAAAGGGAUCAAGAAACGUCGCCGCCGCCGACGCGGCCUCCCGCUUUGGCAACACCAUCGACGAUGAGGCGGAGCUCGACAGCGGCGUCACGCCGGACGCGUCCCUUAGCUCGGACGUCAGCACACCCGAGGAGACCGCCGCGAAGCGUAAGGCGUACGCCAACCUGCGCUCGCCCUACGCCGUCCAACAGCGACAAGGCAAGAGUAAGAUGAACGGUACGCCGUCAGACGCUACAACACAGACGCACCACGCAAACCUGAUUGAGCAGAUCUACAACGAGGACUUCGACACGAUCGAUCACAUUCAGGCGAUGCGGCUGCCGCCGAUGGUGACGCAGCAGCUGAAGAACGCCGUGCGAGACGAGGCGGAGCGGCGGUGCGCGGAGACAGAAAAGGCGAUGGCGCGCUGCCUGCAGGACAAGAUGUGGACCUCGUGGAAGUGCCAGAAGGAGCGGGACACAUACUUUUACUGUGUCGAGGAUGUGGAGAAGGAGAACCUGCUGCCGGACCCGAACAACCCCGGCAAGACGGAUAUGCUGACGGCGUUCCGCUGGAAGUACAACCUGGGCGUGUUUCAUGGCGAGAUUAUCGGGCGAAACAACAUCAUGAAGGAGAUCUGGCGGGAGCAUUACCCCGAUCGGGAGCUGCCACACCCGUGGGUCAAGGAUGUGUAA
Molecule: messenger RNA, 814 nt
Organism: Leptomonas pyrrhocoris
Lineage: Eukaryota; Euglenozoa; Kinetoplastea; Trypanosomatida; Trypanosomatidae
Exons: 1
Coding region: 134-814 (226 amino acids)
Source: RefSeq, a predicted model, not a curated record